Messenger RNA from Vigna angularis (adzuki bean), 1382 nucleotides. Its product is annotated as RING-H2 finger protein ATL52. The transcript has a single exon. Gene Ontology annotation, biological process: protein ubiquitination. The record is from RefSeq and is a predicted model, not a curated record. Bases 149 to 1138 code for a protein of 329 amino acids. Lineage: Eukaryota; Viridiplantae; Streptophyta; Magnoliopsida; Fabales; Fabaceae.
GUCCAAGUCUCCCCUACAAAACGAAAUGGUCCCAUCAAAACAAUGCCCCAUUUUCUCAUUGCAGCAUUUAAUCAUGCCACACUCUUUGCCUAAACAAAUGCCAAAUUUUCCACAUCCAUAGAACACUACCUUCCCUUCUCUUCCACCAAUGCCUCCUCCUAAACUCGAUGUCGCUGAACAUGCUGAGUUAAUCAAACAUCAUAAGCAUGUUGUUCAACUAGCGUUGGUUGUGACGACAUGCAUAGUCGGCGUGUUCAUGUUUCUCUUCAUCGUCUCCACUCUCAUAAGGUACUUUUACUCCAGGAGAUAUAAUCGCACCCCAAAUGGAAGAAGAGACACACCCAUAUUGUUCGAUUUGAACGGAGAUGCUCCCACUUCGAACAACGAUGAUGACGUGGCGGACCAAGACGACUUGCCGCCUGUCCACCACGUCUGGUACAUCCGCACCGUCGGUCUCCAACAGUCGCUCAUAGACUCCAUCACCGUCUUCAAAUACAGAAAAAAUGAAGGAAUCAUAGACAGCUCCGAAUGUUCCGUGUGCCUCGGAGAGUUCCAAGACGACGAAACUCUCAGGUUGUUGCCCAAGUGCAGCCACGCCUUCCACGUGCCUUGCAUUGACACCUGGCUCCGGUCCCACAAAAACUGCCCCCUCUGUCGCGCGCCGGUGGUCCGCGAUGAAACUGGAGCAGUUGAUCAGAAUGUUCAGAUCGAUUCAAGCGUGUCUCUGUCUGAUCAUCAGAAUCAGAAUUAUGAUGUUCGGGUGGAGGAUUCUGAUGAUGGGGCUGGAUUAGAAGACGGUGGUGGUUCUGGUGAGUCCUCCGGCGAAAGAGAAACGCAGCCUCUGAGGAGAUCGGUUUCGAUGGAUGUUUCUUCUGCUUCAAAUUCAAUGGAUAUAGACACCCCUUAUGGGGAAAAAGUGAGUUCCAGUAAGAUUCAUACGAGUAAUAUUGUAGAGAAACAUGGAAGUGGGAGUUCGAGUUCGAGUUCGAGUUCAAGUUCAACUACCAUUAACAAGUUGGCUUCAUUUGGACGUGCGUUGCAAAAGGGACCAGUCUCCAUGGGAAGAUCGUUCUCACAUAACAGGAAAUUUUUGUUCUCCACACACUAUAGGAGUCAGAGUUCUACUCUUCCAUUGUAAUGAGUUUAACACUGCAUCCAUCUGCAUUGUAAGGUGAAGUUUGAAAGAUCAAGGGAUUUUGUGGUGUGUAAUGAACGUUGAUGGAGGAAGAUGAACGUUAUUCCUCCAUACAUGUCUGUCUGUGUUCCUUUACAGACAAAACUAUGCUUCAGAUUUACCCUUAUGAAUGUGCUAAACGUAUACGGCUGCUAUGGAAGUAUAGUGAUACAAAACAUUAUACGAAAAAGUUUCAGAGUUUUGACCA